Messenger RNA from Paramuricea clavata, 861 nucleotides. Lineage: Eukaryota; Metazoa; Cnidaria; Anthozoa; Malacalcyonacea; Plexauridae. The record is from the annotation of a GenBank genome assembly.
GUUCAUGAGGAAUUUCAGGUAAAUUUACAGUGGUGCCAUUGACGGGCAAACGUGGAAGUUAAAUAAAAGCACUGUUUUACACGCGACUGCAUGAGGCAGCAGUCAUAACCAGAGAACUGUAUAUAUACACUGAGCCAAUUGAACUGUUCCGUGGCAGAUGUUUAACGGGACGUGCAGUCAUUAACUUCUAAUUCAUGUUUUACCUUAUGUUAAGGAGUUUUUAAGGAGUUAAGGGUCUCUGUACAAAUAUAAUAAAUUAUGUAGCGGUGUCUUCAGUUCGGUAGCAUGAAACACCUGUGGUACAGUACACACGCCGGUGGAUAUAAAGGCAGUACAAAAGUCCUAAAACUCCAUUCCGAGUUCCUGCUUGAAGAAAAGAGAUCGAACUGCAAACGUUUGAAAACAACAGGAAAGUCGGAGGAAAAGUCUAUUGAACUGACGUAUCUUUUGAAGAGAAGUUUGGUCCAGCGUUAUGAAGAGUUGCCCGAAAGUUAUUCUCGCGUUGUUGCUGUUGUGCGCUAUCCACGCUUGCUGGGCAAAGCCGAAAUGGUUGUGGGUAAAUGAUGAUUCUUUAGACGACUGGGAAUCGAGAGCAAACGACGCUGAAGACCGUAGAUUUGAAAACGUGGAGAGGAAGAUAUUCACUCGAAAAAUGUCUUGUAAAAGCUGCGCGGAACCAAAUUGUUAUGAUGGUAUAUGCGGUAAAUGAGACUUCAAUUCGAUUCGUUUCCUGGAGCCGUGCGUGCAUGCUAGUGUUUUAUGGACACGGACACUUGAGGAACGGACUCGGUUUAGGGAUUAUUUCAGAAAUGUAGUUAUUGACUAGCUUAAAUGAGUAAAAGUAAAAGGUUUAAUGUACUA